This is a messenger RNA of Spinacia oleracea (spinach), 816 nucleotides long. RefSeq lists its product as uncharacterized. The record is from RefSeq and is a predicted model, not a curated record. Lineage: Eukaryota; Viridiplantae; Streptophyta; Magnoliopsida; Caryophyllales; Amaranthaceae. The coding region runs from base 1 to 816 and encodes 271 amino acids. The transcript is spliced from 2 exons.
AUGGGGAAAGCAGUACAGUGGCCACCGAAAUCCAGUAAACCCGAAUCAAAAAAGGAUCCCUCCAAAUGGUGUGACUUCCAUGCCGACAUCGGUCACACUACCAACGAAUGCGUGGCCUUAAGAAGAGAGGUGGCUUACUUACUGAAGAACGGAUACCUCAAGGACGUUACGCCAGACAAAGCUCGUGGCGCCGUCAACAAAGACAACUCCAACUCCCCUUCUCGACCUCCUCCGCCUUCUCCUCAUACUAAAACUAGACACGCUCGAGAAAAUGAGAUAGAUAGACUAGCCCGAGCCGUAGCCGCAAAGUAUCUAACCCCAAUAUCUUUUGACGAAUCUGAUGCAGGGGACAUUUUGGAUAAACAUCACGAUGGUCUGGUAAUAUCCAUCCCUGUUGGAAACUGCAUGAUCAAACGAGUCCUAGUCGACAAUGGUAGCUCCACCAACGUUAUGAUGCUCGACGCCCUCAAGGAGAUGGGGCUCAACCCAGAUACGGGUGUCGUCAAAAGGUCCACGGUGUUGGUAGGAUUCAGCGGCGAAGCAAAGACCACCUUUGGAGAAGUCACCCUACCUGUUUACGCCCAAGGGAUCAACCAACAGGUAAAGUUUUGUGUUAUUGAUUGCCCUUCGUCUUACAACAUUAUUUAUGGCAGGCCUUGGAUUCACGACAUGAAGGCCAUCCCAUCGACAUACCAUCAAACCAUCAAAUUCCCGACUCGAUGGGGGGUUCAGGAAAUCAAAGGGGAUCAGCAAGAAUCCAAAGAAUGUUACAAGGCAUCCUUAAAGCCCUCAGCCACCAACAAAUCCUCCUUAUAG